UUUAGGGUUUCAAGCUCAAAUGGCUGGGUAUGGAGGAGGGCGGGAUUAUGGCUACUACGGCUACACUGCCCAUGCCACAUCGAGCUGGUCGGGGUUGAGCGCCGCAUUCUUCUCCUCAAUCUCGGCAUUCACUGGAAUCUUUCUCAUUCUCUCCUUCUUGUCACUCGGAAUAGCCGCCGGAUUGUUCUACCUUGCGGAGGUUGCGGAAGAACACACGCAGCUAACAAGAAAGAUCAUCGGCAUCUCGAUUAAGGGAAUUCUAGCUAUCUACGUUCUACUCUUUGUUGUGGAUGGCCUCCCGUUUUUUUGCGUUCUUUCUGGAAUUGGAGCUCACGUACUAUACCUUCAGCUUCUAAAGACGUAUCCGAUUGUUGAUCCAACUUCAAAUAUUUUUCUCGGGAGCUCGGGUGCUGGCGCUCUAAGUGUAAUAAUGUGGAGUCGGUUUUUCCUGCAACAUCCACGAUGUGCAUAUGUUACUCUCGGCUGGGCGAUCGGUUUCAUGGCCGUCACCGUCUUUUUUGUGCCGUUUCUCUUUCUCAUCUCCCUGACGACUUCUUCGCAAUCGUUGCCUCACGUAUCAAGCUCCAGUGAUUCUCAAGCGUCCUCAUCAGGCUUCCUUGGAAAGAAAAGAACCACCGCUGUUUCGUCGUUAUUUAGAUUUCUGACUGAUAGACGAGAUCAGGUGCUACCAACGGCCUUACCUCGGCCGAGACAGGCUUAAGCAACAAAAGACUGCAGUGUACAGAUACUGUAACUCUCUCGUUUUUUUCCUUUCACAGAUCAUUUGUGUUUUUGUGUGUUCUUUUCGAGGAAGACAAAGGUUGCAAGUUCUAUUCUUAAUUCGAAAGCGACUGUUGGAAGCUCGGUAUU
This is a messenger RNA of Selaginella moellendorffii, 870 nucleotides long. Its product is annotated as protein SVP26. NCBI's taxonomy places the organism in Eukaryota, Viridiplantae, Streptophyta, Lycopodiopsida, Selaginellales, Selaginellaceae. Gene Ontology annotation, biological process: endoplasmic reticulum to Golgi vesicle-mediated transport. The record is from RefSeq and is a predicted model, not a curated record. Bases 20 to 721 code for a protein of 233 amino acids. Gene Ontology annotation, cellular component: COPII-coated ER to Golgi transport vesicle; Golgi membrane; endoplasmic reticulum membrane. Gene Ontology annotation, molecular function: COPII receptor activity. The transcript is spliced from 5 exons.